Molecule: messenger RNA, 6346 nt
Organism: Marmota monax (woodchuck)
Lineage: Eukaryota; Metazoa; Chordata; Mammalia; Rodentia; Sciuridae
Gene: Mtmr9
Product: myotubularin related protein 9
Exons: 10
Coding region: 102-1751 (549 amino acids)
Biological process (GO): negative regulation of autophagy
Source: RefSeq, a predicted model, not a curated record
ACGGCCAGCCCUGCGCCGGUCCUUCUCUCCAGCCCUGCGGCGGGGCAGCCGCCUCCAGGCCCUGGGCUCGGCGGGCGCCCGGCUCCGGCCGCUGGGGCAACAUGGAGUUUGCGGAGCUGAUUAAGACCCCGCGGGUGGACAACGUGGUGCUGCACCGGCCCUUCUAUCCGGCGGUCGAGGGGACCCUGUGUCUGACGGGCCACCACCUCAUCCUGUCCUCGCGGCAGGACAACACGGAGGAGCUGUGGCUCCUCCAUUCAAACAUCGACGCCAUCGACAAGCGAUUUGUGGGAUCUCUGGGUACUAUCAUCAUAAAAUGUAAAGAUUUUCGAAUUAUUCAGUUGGAUAUUCCUGGAAUGGAGGAAUGUUUAAAUAUAGCCAGUUCCAUUGAGGCAUUGUCUACCUUGGACUCUGUCACUCUGAUGUAUCCUUUCUUCUACCGGCCCAUGUUUGAGGUGAUAGAAGAUGGCUGGCAUUCCUUCCUUCCUGAGCAAGAGUUUGAACUCUACUCUUCAGCUACCAGUGAAUGGAGGCUAAGCUAUGUCAAUAAGGAAUUUGCCGUCUGUCCUUCUUACCCACCAAUUGUCAUAGUGCCCAGAUCCAUUGAUGAUGAAGCUCUUCGGAAGGUAGCUACAUUUCGACAUGGAGGGCGCUUUCCAGUACUCAGCUAUUAUCAUAAAAAAAAUGGAAUGGUAAUUAUGCGAAGUGGUCAGCCACUCACUGGCACUAAUGGGAGAAGGUGCAAGGAAGACGAGAAGCUGAUAAACGCUACCCUCAGAGCAGGAAAGCGCGGCUACAUCAUUGACACUCGGAGUCUAAAUGUGGCUCAGCAAGCUAGAGCCAAAGGAGGAGGCUUUGAACAAGAAGCCCAUUAUCCCCAGUGGAGGCGAAUCCAUAAGUCCAUUGAGAGGUAUCACAUUCUUCAGGACAGCUUAAUCAAACUUGUGGAAGCUUGUAAUGAUCAAACGCAUAACAUGGACCGAUGGCUCAGUAAGUUGGAGGCCUCCAACUGGCUGACUCAUGUCAAAGAGAUUCUGACCACUGCCUGCCUGGCAGCUCAGUGUAUUGACAGGGAAGGAGCAUCGGUUCUGAUUCACGGAGCAGAAGGAACUGACUCCACCCUGCAGGCGGCCUCCCUGGCUCAGAUCAUUUUGGAACCACGGAGCCGGACCGUCCGAGGUUUCGAGGCCCUUAUAGAAAGAGAGUGGCUUCAGGCUGGUCACCCGUUCCAACAGCGCUGUGCACAGUCAGCUUAUUGCAAUAGCAAGCAGAAGUGGGAGGCGCCUGUAUUUCUUCUCUUCUUGGACUGUGUUUGGCAGAUACUCCGUCAGUUCCCUUGCUCUUUUGAGUUUAAUGAGCAUUUCCUCAUCAUGCUCUUUGAGCAUGCAUAUGCCUCACAGUUUGGAACAUUUCUGGGCAACAAUGAAAGUGAAAGAUGUAAAUUGAAGCUCCAGCAGAAAACGAUGUCUCUGUGGUCCUGGGUCAAUCGGCCCAGUGAGCUGAGUAAGUUUGCCAAUCCUCUCUUCGAAGCCAACAACCUGGUCAUCUGGCCUUCGGUUGCUCCACAGAGUCUCCAGCUGUGGGAAGGAAUUUUCCUACGUUGGAACCGAUCCUCCAAGUAUGUGAAUGAAGCAUAUGAGGAAAUGGUGAACAUCAUUGAGUACAACAGGGAAUUACAAGCAAAGGUCAACAUGCUGAGGAGGCAGUUGGCAGAACUGGAAACAGAGGAUGGACUGCGGGAGAGUCCCUGAAAGACCCCCACCAUCCUAAGGACCUUCAGGGCCGAGUCCUCCUCUUCCCCUCUCUUUCUGCAGUUCACUUGUACUUGAUAGCCUUCAAUUUAAGGCUUUGGACCCCUCUGAUGUCAUGCUCUCUCAGCACUGUAGAAACCACACCCACUAUGAUCACAUUGCUUUGGAAACCGGAAGGAGGUCCCAUUUUACAUGGGAUCAGUGACCUGUUUAAUGGCAUUUGUGUCACACAUCAUUUUACCAAAACUCUCCUCCUCAUCCUGUUUCCAAACAGUACUCCAGACCAGUUGAGGGUAUGAUGAAAUCUCUUUAGGGAAUAUUUGGUGGAUUAAUAAAAGAGUCAAGCUUUUUAGCACUCUUGGUAUAGAAAUGUUUUUUAAAACUGAAGUGGUUAAUAAAAAAUUUUGUUUAAUAUGCUAUUUCCAUUAUCUUUGCAACAUAAAAUGACCAUUCUCUUACAAUUUUAGACUAACAAAUUUGAAUUCAUUCUCAUUCUGGAUUGUCAAGAAAGGAAAGUUGGAAUACUUGUUCAAGGUACCUUCUUUCUGUAAGGGCAACAGGUAUGGUCAUUUGAUUUUUGCAUUAAGAAGAAUUAAAUUUAUUUGAAGAGCAGACACUAAAGUAUGUGCAAUAUAGAAUUCAAGUAGGAAUUUGUUAUUAAGAGAGAACUGUUACUAUUGAAUUUGUUUUUCAGGUCUCUGACCAUGCAUAUAAAAUGUGUAUCAAAUACUGGAUAUAAAAUUAAAUCAUCAUUUAGAAUAAGGUGAAUUUGUUAAGAUUAAGCUACAAAUAUGGUUUCCUUAAACCAGAGAUGCACUGCCCUUGUCAGAAGUUCUAAUUGCACUGUUUUAUAUGUGUAUGUGUGCGUUUAUUUUAUUUUUAAGUAUUUUAAGCAUUUACUGGGACUAUGGUUGUUAAAACUUUCUUGUUGGCUAGAGCCAUUCGCAAGUUUAUCUUGACUCCACUAAUUUGCCCAAUAUGUGUUAGGCAAACAUAAUUUAACUGAAGGAGGAGAUUUUUUUUUUUAAUACGAUGCAGCUCUGUUUAAACUUCAGAAGCAGUUCUGAAGUGUCUCAGUGUUACAGAAUAGCAGUGGCCGUGCUCCUGCUCUGCAUCUUGGUUAUAACUGCAGCUCUGAAUGUUUGUGGUUCAGUACUGUCCAGAUGUGUUUCUAUCUAGUGGCACUGCUCAUGGUAACAAUACCGUCCGUUCUAGUUUUCCUUUAAGAGGAUAUUUGGAGAGUAAUACCGUUUCUACACCAUCUGUGCAUAUGAUUUCAGUAGUAACAUGGCUUUGGACCCUGCUGCAGAGUUAGGUAUUGAGGUAAAAAUACAACUUUCAAAAAUAUACUCUUGCAAAAUUUAUGGCCACAUUCAGGAGCCUUAGAAAGUGGCAGAUGCUUUCUGUCUUCAAAUUCCCAAACUUCCUCUUUUUCGCCUUUCUCAGACUUGUACAAAAGGCUGGAUAACCAUCAACAGUCAAAUGGUCUAGGUAAGUUUGCCUGCCUUCUUCUCUAAGCUCAGUUUUAUUCUUGGCCUAUUUUCUUGACUGUAGUCAUGAUUCCUGGGGCAUUGACACCUUCACAAAAGACUAAGGGAAGGAGCUUUAGAGGUGUUCUUGCUGCCCAUAUCUCCAUGUUCUAUGAAAUGUCUGAGUUUCGAAAAAGAAGAAACAGCCUCACUUUUUUAUGGAUCCUCAAAAUUCCUUUUGUUUGUGCAGCUAAUCUUUUUGUCUUCUCUUAUUUUUGUAUGAAAAAAGAGCCCUUUUCUUUUCAACUAAUGGACUGAUAAGGAGAACCAUCUGGAGAUUUCCUUAGUGAUUUUUUUAGAAACAACUUCCACUGCUUAUGCUGAUCAGCUGCAGGGCUUCCAUGGGUAGCAACUUGGAAGGGAAUUGUUGUUGGGCUUGGUCAUGGGAAACUCACAAGCCAUCAGUUUACACCUGUCUUCCUGAUGAACACUUGAUGUGAGAGCCAUAGACAGUAAUAGCCUAGUAUUUCAGUUUUUUUUUUUUAUUUCUCCUGUUGAGACAGGAUAAGUUUGUAUUUUAAAGUUAACUUAUAAAUAGGGAUUAACCAAACCUCAGAUCUGUUUGCAAGUUGUAAAAAUAUAUUUUGCUAUAAGUGCACUUUCAAAAAGGUCACUUAAUAAUGUAAAUAUUACAGUUUCCCCAAACUCAAGAACCCUGUCAAGAACAAGUGCAUCAUCACUAUAAUUUGAAGAGGGGUUUCUAGCAAUACUAUGAAGUUACUGCCCUUGGGUGAGGAGAAUAAAUUACAAUGGAUACGCUCAUGAAAAAAUACUUGUUAAGCAUUAGGUCUGGAGAGUUGCCUUUGGUGAAUAUGGCUUUAAAAACUUGAAUGAAAAGGUUGGUGACAGAAUUAGUAAGCAAGCAGAUGCCCUGUAUGAGCCAGAUAUAAUCAAGUGUGAGGUGAUCAGUCCACAUACGUUAGUCGUCACUCUUCUUCUGUAGAGAGGUUGGUUGACAGCGGGAAAUGUUUCAUAGAGUAGAUCCCCAAAGAUCAUCUUCAGAAAUACAAAGGACUACAGUCCUUCUUCAGUAACACCAAGGAUCCUGAGAUGUAAGCUAAUGAUUUUUUGAAAAUCAGAAGAAUAUAUUUACUUGAUUAUAUAAGAAACCUGAAACUUUUUAGUAAUUGGAUUGAUUAAAAUUUUUGUUUUAACAUUAAAUGGAAAGAAAAGCAAAAUAAUAAAAUCCAUUAGCUUUUAAACAACUUAUAAAUAUAUUUUAUUUCUUAGAAAAAUUAGGCUGUCAAAGUAGAAUUUUAAAUGAUUUUUGAGCAAACUUGCAAAGAUAAUGAUAGAUUCAUUGAAAAUCCCAUAUAGAGGAUUUAAAAACUUUUCUUUGACCUCCGAGGCCUGAUUAGAGGUAGGAUCUCAUUGCCUUUCAUUUUAAAGAUGAAGUUUAGUGGGAUUUUAUUUAGUCGUUGAUUUAGUCAGUAACUGGCUUAUGUUAAAUAAAGUCAAUAUCAUGGAAAAGAUUUAACAGUUUCUUAAAGUGAAAACAUUUUGCUGCCUUUGAAAGAUCUGAUUAAAGACAGAACUCUGGUAGUUUUCUGGCUUCAGGAAUAGCUGUUGUACUUGUCAGUCUUCAGAAGGUCAUCAGGUUCAGUUAUCAUCAGACUUAAUCUGAGGCAAAGGUUUUAACAUUUGUCCACUUACAAUUUACUGAAUGAAAACUACACAAGGAUACUGUGGACAUUCUUUGUUAGAAAAGUAUUUCCUGGAUAGGGAGUGGGUAAUUUUUAGAAUAGCUGCCCUCCUGUUCUGGAAACUUUGACCUUCACCAGGGAAGGAUGGCAUUACCACAUUGGUACAGGUUUGUGCCACACCUCAAGAUGUAAGUCAGUUACUUCUCAUUAUUUAACAAGAAGACAAACUGCCUCUCCAGAGCUGGUAUUGUAAGUUAUUACCAGAUAGUAUUUUUAUGUUUUUCACCAUCUUAACAAAAAACAUUGAAAGACUGAUUUCUCCAUUUAUAUUUAUUCUUAGAUGAUAUAAAAUGCUAAAUUUAUUAUAUUUGAUUUUUAAUUUUUAUUUUUUUUUUAAUAAGACUACUUCUACCUACGCUCAGGCUUUAUAAUCCACUCUCCACAGCAUCUUCUUCCAUGAUACUGAUAGUCCCGGAGGAGAUCCUCCGAAAUUCUAGCCCUAGGUUUUAAAAUUUCUGAACCUUUACCUAAAUUCUCUUUUAAGAAACCUAAUGCCCUUACUCAUGAACCACACUGGGAACAGUAGUUUGAGCUUACUUUAGUGGAAGAGAACAUAGCUCACUGUAGACACUACAUUGUCUUGAUGAGAGCUGACUGACUUUUAGAGCCAUUCUGUUCAACCAUCUGCAAAUCUAAGGAUUUUAUGUGUUUGUGAUUUGUAAUAAGAUUGAGUUUUGCAACACUGCCUGUGUCUGUCGGGCCAAGACAUUUGCUUCACUCUGAAAAUGCACAUCUUUUUAGAGAAGUAAAUUCUGCACAGAUACACCCCGAUUCCCGUGGUUUAGAACCCAUAUAGAUCUAUUACCAUCUACACUAAAAAUAUUGUACUUGCACAACUUAGUUUAUUUAAAAAAAAUGUAUUUCUAACAAUAGCCGGGUAUUUGGAUUGUACUCUUGAUAUAUUUGAAUGUGACUCUUGGAUUUAAGUGCACUAUUAUUCAUGUCUUACACAAUAAAAUUGCACUGUAUGGCGAAUGUGUUUAUAAAGUUUGCUUUGCUAAAACCUCAAAGUGCUGUAAUGUACAGGUUUCCAUGUUGUGAACCUGUCUCUAUCUAGUCUGAGGGGAAAAUUCUGAACUUCUGUAAGUCUGUGUAACACUUUGAUAUUAUUUGUCAUGUUCACCAAGUAAUAAGUUCAUGUAUGUCCUCGAACUGGAAUCAGUCACCUUGAGUUGGUUGGUUUGUCAGGCUUGGUUUACUGAAUCAAGAAACAGUCUUGUCAGUGUGGCACUGUUCUCAGUCUGUAAUAUUUGUCUGUGGUGUUCUCCCUCUGCCCGAGAGGAGUGUUGCGCAGAUGCUGGUGUUAAAUUUCUAUAGACAAUGGUAAUAAAAUCUGUAUAUGUUCAAAAGCUGAUAAAUUAAA